Molecule: messenger RNA, 4404 nt
Organism: Cladocopium goreaui
Lineage: Eukaryota; Dinophyceae; Suessiales; Symbiodiniaceae
Source: the annotation of a GenBank genome assembly
AUGGUUGGUGGGCAAGCAUCUGACGGUGCCAACAACCCUGGAGGAGCUGCAGUACCAGGUGGAUCUGCUGGUGCUAAUGGCCCUCAACAUGGUGGAGCAAUAGCAAAUGGAGCUCAAGGUCAGAACGAGUUCAGCCGUGGUUUGGACUCAGGUUUGGCCAAAGCAGCACCAUCUGCUGCUGGACUGACACAGUCCACAUACAGGUCCUUCAGAAGGAGACUUGACCUGUUCAGCCGGCAAUGUAGAAGACGAGGUCAAGGAGUAGCUCUUGAAGGAGCUUAUCUAGUUCUCUCACAACUACAAGACGUAGCAUGGGAAGCAACAGAGGGAUUGGACUACGAUGACAUGGAGCUGAGUGAGGAUCCCUUCAAACCCUUGCUGGUCGUCUUGGACAAACUUUUUCAACAUGAAGAAGAAGUAGAACUCCCUGAGCGGUGCCAAGAGUUCUUUGAGAAGUUUGCCCGAGAACGAGGUGAAGAACUACAAGCCUACUUGGUGAGGCAUCAAUCGAUGCUUCGAAAGUUGAAAGAGCUCCAGGUGGACAUACCACCCCUUCUUGCUGGUUGGCAUCUUUUGCAAAGGUCUGGAGUGCCGCGGUGGACCCAUGUCCAGGUCAAAGCGAUGUGCAACGGAGACAUGUCAGUUGACCGAGUCUCCAAAGCUUUGAUCCGAAUGUUUGGCGGUGACAGCAAGCCGAACGCCAAGGACUCCAUCCUCAAAGGUGAGAUUCACUACAUGGAUGCUGAGUAUGAAGACCUUGAGGACUAUGGCUUUGACGAUGUCUACUACCAGGAUGAUGACACCUACGCCUACGGCUAUGACCCUGACUAUGACGACACCAUUGAUGAGGUGGAGUACACGGGUGAAGCUGAUGAGGAUGUUCCGCAAGAACUGGAUGAAGCCUCACUUGCAGUGGAGGAUGCAUUCAUCAACUACUUGGACUCACGAAAGAAGAUGCGAGAACUCGCUCUCAGCCGAGGUUUUUACCCUGUGGUUGCCAUCGGCAUGGAUGACAAUGGUGGUGCGUUCAAGGGGCGUGGAAAAGCCUCUGGUGGAAAGGGCAAGUCAAAAGGAAAAGGCCGUGGAAAGAGCAGCGGAGGAAAAGGCAAAUCUGCUGGAAAAGGACACCCCUUGCCUGGUGCACGACGAUACGUUUUUGGACGUCGGCGUGCAGGUGACUCUACAACGACUUCUUCGACGACGGCAUCUGCAAAGUCCACAACCAGUGGAAGCACGUCUCAACAUGGCCCAAGAUUCAAGCGCUACAGGCUUCCAGCCAACGGCAUCAAGGAAGUCCCUGAUGAAGUCACCAUGGUGGAGGACAACUUUGUCAGCGAGGUGAACCAGAUCCCAGUGGAUUACACCACCCAUGAGAGCAUCAACUUUGUCAGCCAAGCUGUUGGUUGGGCUAUCAUGGACAGUGGAGCUACUCGCACAGUUUGUGGUGAAGCCAACUGGAACAAGAUCUUGGAUUACCUCAGUUUGAGGAACAUGGAGCCUGACAUCGACAAGGAAACAAAGGAUUUCAGGUUUGGAGAUGGUGCCAUGGUGAGAUCGCUUUUCAGAGCGAUGAUCCCUGUCUGCGUUGGCAAGACCUGGCGACAACUCAUUGUGCACGUCCUUCCAGGACACACACCUUUGCUUUUGGCACGCCCAGAUCUUGAAUCUUGGCAGACGGUGGUGGACUAUGGAAGAAAAACUGUGAUGAUCGGUGACGUGCAGGUGAAGCCAGCGUUCACAACCAACGGGCACUACAUGAUCAACAUCUUUGACGACCUUGAGGACGUCUUGAGCUUUGCAGAGCUGGACAACAUCGACGUUUCUGUGGAGACCUUCGUGGACUCAAUGAUCACCGAUGAGGUCUCUGACUUUGAGGCCGACCUUGACGUCGAGGUGUCAGAAAAAGAAGCGGAGGAGUUUGUCUUCGCUGCAAGCACGAAAAGCCAACAACACGAGCGCAAGCUCAAGUUUUGGGAAGUCUAUGCGGAUGAAGGAAACCUGAGCAAGUAUCUGCAACGAGCAUAUCAUGAUGUGGAGGUCCGGCAGUUCUCACUGCCAACUUGGAACUUUGAGAUGAAAGAGCAACAAGCCGCUUUUCGACGUCUUGUUAAGCAAGAAGAACCUCAUCACAUCAUGGUGACUCCUGAAUGUCGUCUCUGGUCACCAAUGCAGAAUUUGAACUACAGAACGCCAGAGAGACGGGAAUUGCUCAGAGAUCUGAGGGUCUUGGAAGAAGAGACCCAUUUGACCUUUUACAAGGACAUCCACAUCGACGGCAAGCGCCUGGUCUACGACACAACUUUUGAGAACCCUGCAGACGCAGCUUCAUUCGAAACCCCAACUUUGGACUCCAUGAAGGGCUACUUUGAAACAGUCCUGGAUCGCUGCCGCACAAGGCUGAAGCUGAAGGCAAGUCCUGAGGACGAGAUGUAUGUGAGAAAGCCCACAAGGUUUCGAUCAAGCUCAAGAAAGGUCUGCGAGGCUGUGAACUUGCGUUGUGAAUGCCCCCGAGGAGCUCAUGUCCAAAUGAUGGGACGCGGCUCUGUCCUCAAGAAGAUGCAGAACUACGAGCCUGAACUUUGCCAACGUCUUGGCAAUGCCAUUUACUCUGCAAUGGAGAUGGCAUGGAAGAAACGAGGACAAGCUGAAUUGAUGACCAUGGAGGUCGUCGAGAAAUCGACUGAAGAGAUGCAGUACCUGGAACAGAACAAAGAGCUCAUCAAGAUCGGUGGCCAUGAGAUCCUGAAGUCGGUGGCCAAUCUCCAUCGACAACUUGGACAUCCCAAUGGAGCCAAGCUGGUUCUGGCGGUGAAGGCACGACACCUUCCCAAUGAAUUUGUCCAGGUGGCCCGGAGGUACAAGUGUCCGACCUGUUUGGCCAGGGCACAACCCAAGAAUGUGCGUGUGGCGACUUUGCACAAAUCCCCACACUUCAACCACUCCGUGGCCAUCGACACCUUCUACGUGGAAUGGGCCGGCAAACAGCGUGCGGUCUUCACCAUCAUGGAUGAGUUCAGUCGCUAUGAAGUUGACAUGGAGAUCAAAGAAGAGACGGCCGACAUGGAGAUAGCUCUCUUCGAGUCAACUUGGAGCCGAUCUUUUGGUUUCCCAAAGGUCUUGCGACUGGAUGCCUCUGGUCCUCAUCAAGGGCAACAAUUUGCCGAUUGGGCUUCUGCCCAUGGAAUGUACAUGGACCUGAUCCCACGAGAACUUGACACUCCCGGCAAACCUACCGACAAGUCCAAAGCCCGGCCUAAGGCCAAGCUGCCUGAACCCCGAAUCGACUUUUGGGUCGACUACCCCGACAGUGAGAAAACCGAAUCUGAAUCCAAGACCACUGAUAAGACUCUCUUGGAUGAGAUGGUGGCCAACAAGGACAAGAACCUGGAUGACCACACUCAAGGCAUGACCGACAUCCAGAAGGAGAUGAAACGGAAGCUGGAAGCAGAACACCCGGGCAUCAUGGACUCCUCGCAUGGGGUGAUCGACAGGCAAGAUGAUGAACCACCUGUGGACCCUGAUGAUGUGAGCGUUCGAGCCCGUAACCGACGUUUCUAUGAACAAGCAGUACGUGCUGCCAGUUUCGUCUCCCACAAGAACAACCGACGACUGGAUGGAUUGCCUCCUUCCGGACGACAACUGCCUGCAAGUGCUGCUGCACAAGCAUCACGACCUGCUGCAAAUCUGAUUGUGCCCGUGGCCGCUCUUGAGUUUGGGUUUGUGAUCUUCCUCAGCUUUGACAAGAUCAUCGGGUUCUUCUUUUUCCUGGCAUUUGCCUUGGUGUUUGCGUAUACCCUGGGCAAGCGUGCUGGACGCCGAGAAGUUCAUGGUGUCAUGGCUGCAAUUAAGCCAACGGAAACUGCUGAGGGAGAAACACAGGCAUCGCCGACACCGCGAACCAGAGCGGUAACUGACUGCCAACGCUUCACGGCGGCUGAGAUCUCUUUCCUGCUGGGCGAAGGCUACGAGAUUUGGCCUGAUGACAAGGUGGAGCAGAUCCGGCGAGAUUUCAUCGCUGAGUUACCUCCGUCCAUUGAGGACUACUUGCCCCAGUCCGAGAUCGACAGGCUAAUGGCCAGUGAAGAGACUACAGCUCAGGUACCAGCAGCACCUGAGGAAUGGAAUGGCAUCAGUCGCCAGCAGAGAGAAGAAUUGAUCCAAAUUUUGGACGACAGUUUUCUCUUGGGUGUCCCAUGUGGUGCCAUGUGCCCAGAGCUGCGAGAUGAAGCCCGAGCCCUACGAGCUCAAUUGGCGACCGUACGGGUCGUGGAAGGUGAACUACAACCUCUGAGGGUGGUAAUGAGUUCUGUGCCCAACUUGCCGCUUGGAACACUGGUCAGAUCAGGAUUAAAGAUUGCCUUGCGAAUGGCCUGGCUAGAUCCUGGAAGGAUGAGCUGGUCGUAA